This is a messenger RNA of Wallemia ichthyophaga EXF-994, 630 nucleotides long. Its product is annotated as Iron-sulfur assembly protein 1. Gene Ontology annotation, molecular function: 2 iron, 2 sulfur cluster binding. The record is from RefSeq and is a predicted model, not a curated record. Gene Ontology annotation, biological process: iron-sulfur cluster assembly. Gene Ontology annotation, cellular component: cytoplasm; mitochondrion. Lineage: Eukaryota; Fungi; Basidiomycota; Wallemiomycetes; Wallemiales; Wallemiaceae. The transcript has 3 exons. Bases 1 to 630 code for a protein of 209 amino acids.
AUGAGAUCAGGCUAUACAGCCAUUAGAACGUCUGCAAGGCUCGCGCAAGCCAAUCCAGGCCACCUCCAUGCAGAUCAACCACCGCCACCUGCGAGGAUGGACACCAAGCAAUCAAGGCCUACAACUGAGGCUGGCUGGGAUAAGCCACAGGCACACGGCUGGAGCACUCCUUCUACAUCCUCUAAAGGCAAGGAAAAGGAGGUGGAAUCGAACCAGGCUGCAGCACAACCAGCACAGCCAACAGGAUCAACAGAAUCACAAUCAUCUACAACCCCGUCCAAACCAAAAUCCAGACUUAAAGCCCGUUCAGCUGCACUUCAAUUGUCCCAGAGUGCGGUUGAACAGCUUCGAUUCUUAAGCUCAUCUAGAGGCGAGCUAUUGAGAGUUGGCGUCAAGAACAAGGGAUGUUCUGGAAUGUCAUAUCACUUGGAAUAUGUCGAAAAACCAGCCAGGUUUGAUGAGGUGGUCGAACAAGAUGGUGUAAAGGUCUUGGUGGAUUCUAAGGCUCUAUUCUCCAUCAUUGGAAGUACCAUGGAUUGGGUUGAUGACCGGUUAUCAUCCAAAUUCGUUUUUAACAACCCAAACGUCACAGAAACGUGCGGAUGUGGUGAAUCUAUGAGCUUUAGUUGA